This is a messenger RNA of Notolabrus celidotus (New Zealand spotty), 4536 nucleotides long. It is a transcript of the gene snx27b, whose product is annotated as sorting nexin 27b. The transcript has 13 exons. Lineage: Eukaryota; Metazoa; Chordata; Actinopteri; Labriformes; Labridae. The record is from RefSeq and is a predicted model, not a curated record. Gene Ontology annotation, biological process: intracellular protein transport; signal transduction. Gene Ontology annotation, molecular function: phosphatidylinositol-3-phosphate binding; protein binding. Gene Ontology annotation, cellular component: early endosome. Bases 187 to 1902 code for a protein of 571 amino acids.
GAGACUUGAGUGACCCACAUGGAACGCAUCCGAGGAGGACUCGUACAUCAUCGGCUUCUUCCGGCUUUUUCCGGUGAUCUCUGUUGGUUAGCUAGCUAAGCUGAUUAGCCUGCUACUGCCCGCUAAUGCUUGUCGGAUAUUUAUUGUUGGCUGAAUUGGAGUGGAUGAUUCAAAUAGAGUAGAAACAUGGCGGACGUCGAGGGAGAAGGAAUCUGCUCAUCUAUCCCUCCGUUGCCGCACCCUUCGUCUCGUAACGGCUCUGGUAGCGGUAACGUUACACCGGGAACCGGCGACAGCUGCCAGACGGCAACCACCGUUACUUCAGGCCCACGGCUAGUCCGGAUAGUGAAGUCUGACUCGGGCUAUGGGUUUAAUGUCCGGGGACAAGUUAGUGAAGGAGGGCAACUUCGGAGCAUAAACGGGGAACUGUACGCUCCUCUGCAGCAUGUGAGCGCUGUGUUACCGGGAGGUGCCGCCGACAGAGCCGGUAUAUCGAAGGGGGACAGGAUCCUCGAGGUUAACAGUGUGAAUGUAGAAGGAGCAACCCACAAGCAAGUGGUGGACCUGAUCCGGGCUGGAGAGAGGGAGCUGGUGCUGGCUGUGCUGUCCGUUCCGCCACAAGAGGCUGACUGCCUUGAUCCAGGAGACGACAUUUCAGCUCAGUCCUGCUAUGACUACUCUGAUAAGCAGGCCGUCCCAAUCUCUGUGCCAAGCUACAAACACACAGAGCUCAACCAGGAAAAGUUUGUGGUAUAUAACGUCUACAUGGCAGGCAGGCAACUUUGUUCCAAGCGUUACCGAGAAUUUGUGAUCCUACACCAAAACUUGAAGAGAGAGUUUGCCAAUUUUACAUUCCCAAAGCUGCCUGGGAAGUGGCCUUUUUCCCUGUCGGAGCAGCAGCUGGACGCACGACGCAGAGGCCUUGAAGAAUACUUAGAGAAAGUGUGCUCUGUGCGGGUAAUUGGUGAAAGUGACAUCAUGCAGGAGUUCCUGUCUGAAUCAGAUGAGAACUACAAUGGUGUGUCGGAUGUGGAGUUGAGAAUAGCCAUGCCGGAUAAAACUACACUCACUGUUAGAGUUCGCAAAAACUCCACUACAGACCAAGUCUACCAGGCUGUGGUUAUGAAGCUCGGCAUGGACAGCGUAACCGCCAGCUACUUUGCUCUGUUUGAGGUCAUCAACCACACCUUUGCACGCAAGCUCGCCCCGAAUGAAUUCCCCCACAAACUGUAUGUACAGAAUUAUACCUCAGCCAUACCGGGAACCUGCCUCACCCUGCGCAAGUGGCUCUUCACCACAGAAGAGGAGAUUCUGCUCAAUGACAACCAGCUCGCUGUCAACUACUUUUUCCACCAGGCUGUGGAUGACGUGAAGAAAAGCUUCAUCAAAGCAGAGGAGAAGAACUACCAGCUGCAGAAGCUGGCUGAGCAGAAGAAAAUGUCCAUGUAUCUGAGUUUGUUAAGGAGUUGCGAGGGCUACAAUGAAAUCAUAUUCCCCCACUGUUCCUGCGAUUCCAGACGUAAAGGCCACGUCAUAACAGCCAUCAGCAUUCACCACUUCAAGCUGCACGCCUGCACAGAGGAAGGGACACUUGAGAAUCAGGUUAUUGCAUUCGACUGGGGGGAGAUGCAGAGAUGGGACACAGAUGAAGAGGGCAUGGCCUUCUGCUUUGAAUACGCACGAGGAGAGAAGAAACCACGCUGGGUGAAGAUUUUCACACCCUAUUUCAACUACAUGCAGGAAUGCUUUGAGAGAGUCUUCUGUGAGCUGAAGUGGAGGAAGGAGGUGGAAGAGGAGGCCACAGACAAGGACAAUAAGAACUGCAGUAAAGAUGAAUAUUUUCCAGCUGCUGAGGCACAGAAGGGAUGGAGGCACCUAGGAAGGGAGAUCAUUACUUCUUAACUAGACAACGCCGUCACCAACUCCGCUCAGUCCGGCCCUCAUUUAGCCUCCAGCUAUUAGCUACAUGGUCAUCAUUUCCACUCCCAACAGCCUCCCCCCAUACACGCAAACCGACAAGCAUCUGCAAAUGAACAAAUUGGAUGAACAGCAGCAUAAGAAGCUUAAAACACAUGAACCAGAACUCAUAAAUUGAGCACAUCAUAAUCACGCAUAUAGCAGUGCUCUGUCAGAAAGAAUCAAGGCCUCUGUAGACUUAUGGAUUCGUUUAAGCCUUCCCCUUGUUGGCAGUGACUUGAAGUGGAAUGUGACUCGCACAUGAGGAGGCAUUGAGCCUACCUGGAAGCAAAACGCUGAUGUGAAUGAGGAAAUAUUGUUGGACUAAUAAGGAAAAGUGAAAGCUGUUAGUGCUCACUAAAGGGAACACAGACAACACUGAUCAGGGAUACUGAACGUUUGAACGCAGGAAGACACUAAGCUUCUUUAUAUAUGGAUCAAAGCAGCAGUGUCUUCUUUGUCUUUUUUUUUUUUUGCCAGGUGUUAGCGUGCAAAAAGUGUUUAUGCAUGGGAACAAUGGGUGCAGCAGAGCAGAACCCAAAAUGAAAGAGGCCAAGCAGAGCUAGCCCCUUAGAGUUUAAAUGUCACCUGAUUUAUGCCAUGUUAUACAUUUUUAUGUGUUUGCCGCUGAGUUUGCAUUUGAAAAUGAAGACUAUUAACAUUUUAAUGUGGAAAAAUAAGAGAAGAGAGAGAGGAAGGGAUCAUUUUGGGGGAUUAUCAAGAUACAUUUUUCAGUCAGUGAACACAGCUGUGAUGUUUGGAAACAUGAAUGGGAACAUGUUUAAUUUUUGUUUUAAAAGACCAAUGUUGCACUUUAUCCAACAGUAUUAACAGCCUCCAAAUUUAGGAAACGUAACCUAAGAAGAAGAAAGUGAGAAUAACACUAAAUCUAGCCUGUGCUUUGUUUACAUUUAUUUUCUGACUGACUGACUACAGUAUGAUUUUGUACUGCAUCAUCAAAUGGUAUGUGCAGCGUGCAGAGCCAUACAUUAAACUUCCAUGUAUUUAUAGUAUUACAUGACACUGUGUUCUUUUCUGCAGCAGUGACGUGGGGCACUGAUCAGACAAGUGACAGUGUGAUAGAGUUUGUUUUAAGUGUGUUUCCCCUAUGAGACAGCAGGGGUCCUACUCAUGCUGUCAGCUCUGCUGCAGCCAGUGAUUGCUUUGUUUCUAAGAGCUCCCACAGGAUUUAUAACAAGCCUGUAAUUCAAACUGCAGCACUAUUUAUCUCUGUAGCUGGUAUUCCCUAUAAUGUUAAACCGCUCGUGCACUCCACUCCUCAGGUUAAGUGGGGAGAGGCUUUCUCUGCAAAAAAAAGGGCAGCUUGUACUCUUCAUCAACAUGAUAGAUAUAAAGAUAAGUGUGCACAUUCACUGCAGGCUGUGUAGCAACAGCAGUGUAAUGUAAUAAACAGUGUAAUUUAAUGUCCCUCUAAAUGAGCCCAGUUAAUGUUCCUAUUCCUAGAAUGUCAUUAGAAUAAAGUUAUGUUAUAUGAAUUAUGACAUAAUUAUCUAAUGAUAAAAUAUUACAAAUCGAUACAACAUAUUUAAUUACAGGUUAUUUCAUCAUUUUAACUCUAAGGGUCACAUUAAAUAUUUAUAUUUGCUUAGUGCACUAUUUUGAUGCUACUACUUUAUUCAUCAUUUUGGCUUUAUUGCAUUAUGAACUCAUUUUGAAGGAUGCUUUCCAUACAUUUUGAAACUUUUUGCUUUAUACAAAGAGUGGUUCGAGAACAUGUUGAGGAGCAACUAGGUUCCACAAAAGCAGCCCAACUGUUGCCUCUGGUUGAUAUGUUUAUUAUCAUGAUAACAAGAUAAUCCUCAAUCAUUUGUGUUAUGACCUGGCUUAGUUUUGCAAAAUCACAUUUGAUAAUUCAAAAAUGAAUUCAUGCCCAAAAGCAAAAAAAAAAGUCAUGUGAUGCUCACAGUGAAUGUAAUCAGACUGUAAUAUUCACUCAGUUUGAAGCCUUUACUCCCAUUAGGCUAAAAGUGAUUAGAUCAGCAGUUUUUGGUCACUCUCAGCACAUAAAGAGUUGAAUACUGACAUCUUUCUAAGAGUGCUUGUUUUCACGGUGUUGCUGUUCACGCAGGCCAUUUUUAAUUGAUUAAUGAGCUUCAGCACACCUUACUCGGGGUGUUAAGGAGGUUUAAUUGAAUGUGUUUGAGUCUUUAAUUGAUUGGUUGAAUGUGCAGUCCUAAAGGCGAAACAGAUUUCCCAGGAUUCUUGUCUGUGUACUGAACCAUGUCUGACACGGUCGAUUGUCUGAUCUGCCCACCUUCAAGUGCGCCCCCCCCCCCCCCUACUUCUCUCUCUUUUUCUCUCUCAUCCUGACUACAGUUAAGUGUCACUAACAUUAUUUAUUUCAGUAAGAGAACAUGUUGAAUUCAUUAUUUGUUAAGUUCUUCACCUUAUAGGCUUCGGCUUACAAAGAGUCGCGCUAAGAAAGAGGAUGGACAUAAAACAACCUGCAGAUUCUUUGACAUGUUGAAAUGUAAAAUUUAAGACAAAAGUGUUUGGUUACAUCGCUUACUGUAAUAAAUUGUAACAUAUUCUUUUAAAUAAACGAUUUAUUGAUGCAAA